AUGGGAGUUCCAGCAUUCUUCCGUUGGUUGAGCAGGAAAUAUCCAUCUGUUAUCGUUCCCUGUACAGAACAGAAGCCCGUAGAUAUCAAUGGGGUGAGGAUACCAGUAAACGCGUCCGAGCCAAAUCCUAAUGGAGUCGAAUUUGACAACCUAUACCUUGAUAUGAACGGUAUAAUUCACCCGUGCACCCACCCCGAGAAUAAACCAGCCCCCAAAAAUGAGGACGAGAUGAUGAUCGCCAUUUUCGAAUGCAUCGACAGACUGAUUGGGAUCGUCAGGCCUCGCAAACUCUUGUACAUGGCCAUUGAUGGUGUAGCUCCCAGAGCAAAAAUGAAUCAACAACGUUCCAGACGUUUCAGGGCGUCCAAAGAGACUUGGGAAAAGAUCAAUGAGAUGAAGAAAAUACGUGCCGAUCUUUUGCUGAAAGGGAUUGUCCUGCCACCUGAGAAACCCAAGGAGGAACACUUUGACUCCAAUUGUAUUACUCCUGGUACACCUUUCAUGGCUAGACUGUCUGAGUGCUUGCAUUAUUAUAUUCAUGAAAGGCUGAAUAAUGACCCAGGAUGGCAAGGAAUCAAGGUUAUUUUAUCUGAUGCCAAUGUUCCUGGUGAGGGAGAACACAAAAUCAUGGAUUAUAUUAGGAAGCAGAGGGCACAGCCUGAUCAUGAUCCUAAUACACAACAUUGCUUGUGUGGAGCUGAUGCUGACUUGAUCAUGUUGGGUUUGGCAACUCAUGAACCCAAUUUCACUAUUAUCAGAGAGGAAUUCAAGCCUAACCAGCCCAGACCUUGUGAAAUUUGUGGACAAGUAGGACAUGAGAUGAAAGACUGCAGUGGGAACUGCAUAAUUCCUUCAGACAACCCUCCUGAUGUUCAUUUGAGCUCUGAGGUUGAGUUUAUUUUUGUGAGGCUCAGUGUACUGAAGGAGUACCUUGAAAAAGAACUGCAAAUGCCUAAUUUACCUUUCAAAUAUGAAUUCGAGAGGGUGUUGGAUGAUUGGGUUUUCAUGUGCUUUUUUGUUGGUAAUGACUUUUUGCCCCAUCUGCCAAGUUUGGAGAUACGAGAGGGAGCAAUUGACAGAUUAAUUGGGCUCUACAAGGAUUGUGUGUACAAAACUGGUGGUUACUUGACAGAUAGUGGAGAAGUCAACUUAGAAAGAGUUCAAAUGAUCAUGUUGCAACUGGGGAAAAUGGAGGAUGAAAUCUUCAAAACCAGACAGCACAAGGAGUUGCAGUUUAAAGCUAGAGAGAAGGCAAAGAAAAGGAGAUCAGAGGGAUUCAAUACUGCCAGGCCUAACUGGGAUCUAGUCAGAAAUACUCAGUUUGAACCAAGGGCCAUCGGUCAACAACACACGGUGAGCAACGCUAGACAAGAAGCAUACAACAUUCGCAGAGCAGGCAUGAACUCCCAGGUCAGCCACCAGCUGCAGACCACCAAUUCGAGAACAGCGCUGGAGUCGAUGUUCCGGCCGGCCUCCUCUGAUGGGGGCUCCCAGGGGAACAACCAGGGGGGGUCGCAGGGGGGCCAGAAGCGAAAGAUGGAGGAGGAGGAAGAGGAGGACGAGCAGGCGCACGACGAGGUGCGUCUGUGGGAGGACGGGUUCAAGGACAGGUACUACGAGUCCAAGUUCGACGUCAGGCCUGAUCAACUAGAGUUCAGAUAUGCAGUGGCUCUACAUUAUGUCAGAGGCCUUUGUUGGGUUCUCAGGUACUACUACCAAGGCUGCGCCUCUUGGAAAUGGUACUUUCCAUACCAUUAUGCCCCUUUCGCCUCGGAUUUUUGCAACAUUGCAGGACUGAGUACAGAAUUUGAACUCGACACUAAACCAUUUCGGCCAUUGGAGCAAUUGAUGGGUGUUUUUCCAGCUGCCAGCUGUAAACAUGUUCCUGAACCCUGGGCAGAGCUCAUGUCGGACCCGGACUCGACCAUCAUCGACUUCUACCCCGAAGACUUCAAGAUCGACCUGAACGGCAAAAAGUUCGCAUGGCAGGGCGUUGCCCUGUUGCCAUUCGUCGACGAAAAACGACUCUUCAAAGCCCUAGAGCCCUACUACGCGAAGCUUACCCCCGCAGAGAUCAAGCGCAACAUAAGGGGGGACGACAGGCUGUACGUGUCGACGAAGAAUUCCGGCUACGAUUUGGUCAGCAACCUUUACUUGCAAAAAGUGGACCCUGACGCUGAAUGCGCCGUUUCCAUUGACGGCAUGCGGGGGACGGUUUUGGUUUCGGAUAUUUGCGUCAGCGUCGGCGGUUCAUUGGAAUCUCCUGUGACGGACCUAGCUCCCCUGGAGGACAACGCGGUGUGUUGCGUGAGGUACAGGGACCCGAAGUACGCGAGAGGGUAUAUUUUCCGUGCCGUGAAACUGAAGGGGGCCAAGGACGCCGCCAGGGUUCUGAAGCCCUCCGACCUGACGCCGCAGCAGAACCGGAAUUGGAGGCCGCAGAUCGGCAUGGCGCCAGCUACUCAGAGAGCGAAUUUGGAUGUUGCGGGACAUAGAAUGAUUAACCAUCACGCUCCAAAGCCUCCGUCAGUGUAUGGAAACGUCCCACCACCAAGUUACAUGGACCAGAGAAGUAACUAUGGCAGAGGUUAUCAGGGCCAAGGCAACAACCAGUCCAGCCAGCGCAGCUUCGACAAUCACGGAGGCUACAGCAACCAGAGAGGUCAAGGCAACCAGGACGGUUACAGGAACCAGGGCGGUUACAAUAACCAGGGCGGGUACAAGAACCAGGGACGAGGCGGGGGAUACGGGGGUGGAAAUAGAGGGGGUGGUGGGGGGUAACAACUACCAGGGUGGGGGCAGCUACCAGAAUAACAGAGACCAAGGUGGUAGACCUGCAGGGCCGUAUAGGGACAGAUACGAGCCGAAUAAUAGGUAUAGCAGUAGAAGAUAAUGCGUGGAUGAUUAUUGGGAAUUAUUUAUAGAGAAUAAUAAGCUUUGA
Messenger RNA from Phaedon cochleariae (mustard beetle), 2941 nucleotides. Lineage: Eukaryota; Metazoa; Arthropoda; Insecta; Coleoptera; Chrysomelidae. The record is from the annotation of a GenBank genome assembly.